GGUGGUCGUUUGGUUGGUUUCAGCAUUCAGGUGUAGACGGCGGUUUUUUCUGGGCUUUUCGUUAGAGAUUUGGAAGAAAUCUCUUCGUUUCCCCUUUUUUGUUUCAGUCAAACUAACUAUAAUAGUGGAAGUGUGGCACGGAACUGACGUAAAUGCAGCUCAAAUUUAACCAAAUAAAUAAAUAAAUAAAUAAAAUAUGGAUAAAUGUAAUUAAGAAACUUCGUUUUAACUAUAAUUACACGUCACAGCCCUGAACAACAGAAUCCAAACCGAAAAGUCCAAAACCCGAGACGUGAGCUCCGCCGCCAGUGUUCGUAUUCCCGCCGUGUUAGGGUUGUGAAAGGGAACUUUUUUCUCUCAUUAGAGAUGGAGAAAGGGAAAAAACGCACAAGAGAAGAAAACAAGGAAGAGAUCGAGGCCGAAAGUAGCGAUGCUGAUCAUUCUCUUUCUCUUGAGCAAAAUCUUACCUUCAGCGACACUUUGGUGGCGCUUCGUAUAAUGCGAGCUCAGUUUCCUCAAAUUGAUAAGGUUGCGAUUCAGCCUUUCAUUUUGCAGUCACAAUUGUAUAGCAGUGUAAAAGACAGAACUCAAGUGGAUAGGGAGCUAGAGUCUCUAAGGAGGGAGAAAGUAGUGCGCAUUUUCAAACUAAAUACCGGGCAAGAUGAUCAUGGUAUAAUGCUUUUAGAUGAUUAUAUAAAGCAGAUAGAACAUGCUGUCAAAAGAAUGGAAGAGAGGAAACAACGUGAUCUCAAAGUUUUUGAGUGGUUUAAAGUGUAUGUUAUUGAAUCCAAGUUGGAACCUAGCAUUGAACAUCAAGAACUAUGUUCACUCUUAUCACUAGGAGGAAGGGUGAAAGAUGAUCACAUCUCCCUUCUAAUCAAUGCUGGCCUUCUUACUCGCCAAUUGAUUGAUCCAAGUAUGUAUUGGUUUGCAAUCCCAAAUAUUGGUUCAAUACUGAAAGGCAUCUCCCAGGGAAGGAAGGAACUCCUCUCUCUUUUAAAUCGUAGAAGAUAUAAAGAGAUGAUGUUGGUCCCUUUGGAGAAGAAGCGCCUUCGAUUGUCUCCUCUUGAUAUGAGAUUUCACCUUCGUGACUUGAUUGGAUCUGGACAUCUCAAAACUGCCCAUUCACCAACUGGCAUAGUUGUUCGGGUUUCAAAAGAUUAGAUCACAGGAGGAUACCGCUAGUAGUGACAGCUCGAUUAUUGCGUCUCUUUUGGCUUAGCUUGGAAUAUGAGGUUGAUGAAUGAAGAACAAACAAUAACUUUCUUGCAAUCAUGCACAUCAGAAUUGACAAAUGCAGGAUGAAAAUUUUAGGUAGUUGAUGAAAUUUAGCAUGAGGAAAAAACAUCAGUUGAAUUCAGUGACAUGACCAUUUGGUCCAAAGUAAGGAUAUCAACCUUCUAUCAGAAACAAAUGCAUUCCUGAGAAAGUCAUCUAUGUGUUAGGGGAAUGUGUUUAUUCAAUGGAACACGAUGCUUAUGCUGGUAAAUAUGAUUUGUGGUGACAAGCUGUGAGAAUAGUCAUCUGACCUUUGAUUUAAUUGAAGAUGUUGGAUUGGAAUUUAAUGUUAGAGAAGCUUAUGCUUUUAUUCCGUCAUUACUUCCCCAACAGUCUCUACUGUGAAUUCUUCUCAUUGAUCGAGUUUGGAGUAUCACCAUCUAUUGGAGCUGAUGUUACAUCUUCUAAAUUUUGUGUAUCUACUAUUGUUACAUCAAUUGUAUUGUCAUACUAACUAGAGAGAGAAAGAAAGAAAGAAAGAACACCUGUAGGACCAGCAAGAUUUUAGAUUCUUGAGAUCUCCGUGCAGAAAUGACUUCAAGUAGGAUUAUAUGGAGAACUGGACUCCUGUUGCCAGCUCCUCAUAAUUAGGACAAUUAAUUGUUGAAUGAUUAUUUUUUGGGGUCCAUGAUGUUGUAGACUUGCAUGGUCAUUAAUAACCGUAGGAUUUGUCAUAUUUGCAUUGAGUUCUCAUAAAUGUGAUAAGAUUUGUGAGAAGAACUUUAAUCCUAUUAAAGCAAGGUACCUUUUCAUCUAUGCCAUAAGGUGGAAAGCUUUCAUCA
Molecule: messenger RNA, 2060 nt
Organism: Theobroma cacao (cacao)
Lineage: Eukaryota; Viridiplantae; Streptophyta; Magnoliopsida; Malvales; Malvaceae
Product: Serine/Threonine-kinase
Source: RefSeq, a predicted model, not a curated record